ACUGGUUGGAAUAUGUCUUAAACCAUGCAUUUACAGGUGCACUUACCCUUUUCAUCCUGAUACUAAUAGUGAAAAGCAAACCUGAUUAAAGAAGUCCAAUCUCUUCCCCUAGUCUGCCCUAUUGUGAUAAUCCAGCAUUACUGACCCAGCACUUGAAUUGCUGUAUUGGAAACACAACCUCUGUAUACUCUUUUCUAUUCCUUUUAUAGCUAAUGUUGAAACUGAGCUUAUAAGGGCUGAAUAACGAAUUGUGCUUGCUUUUCAUAUAGGGUGUUGCUUUGCUUAGAGAUCACUCUUGUUUCAAAAGUACUACUCAACUCUGUUCUAAUUUUCCAGAGUCGGUAAUCUUCUUCCAGGUUCUUAUUGAUGUAGUCACUAAUAGGAUUGUUGGUAUUAAUUUGGAAAUAAUGCCAGCUACAUGCUUGGUGGCUAUUGGCAGAAGAGGUGACAUUGCAGGUCAGCUAAGCAGCACUAGAAACGCUUUGAUCUAAUCUAUACCAAGCCAGAGCUGGCUAUUCUAACAAGAGAGGCUGGUGAGGUCUCUUUCUUUAUGGGAUGCUGAUUCUCUUCCAGAGAGCACUGAGGACAGCAUGGCAGUGGCUUUGGAUGCAAUGCUGGCUCGGGUCAAGGAUGUUUGUAAAAGAAAUGGUUUGCUCAUUCUCUCUGUGUUAUCCGUCAUAGUGGGAUGUCUCCUUGGGUUCUUCCUCAGGACCAGACGCCUCUCUCAGCAGGAAAUAAGUUAUUUCCAGUUCCCUGGGGAGUUACUGAUGAGAAUGCUGAAAAUGUUGAUUCUACCACUGGUUGUUUCAAGCUUAAUGUCUGGGCUAGCAGCCCUCGAUGCGAAGACAUCUAGUCGAUUAGGCAUCAUAACCGUCACAUACUACCUUUGGACCACUUUUGUGGCUGUUAUUGUGGGAAUCAUUAUGGUCUCCAUUAUCCAUCCUGGUGGGGCAGCCCAGAAGGAGAACACGGAGGAAAGUGGGAAGCCAAUCAUGAGCUCUGCAGAUGCCUUGCUGGACUUAAUUCGGAACAUGUUCCCUGCCAACCUUGUUGAGGCCACUUUUAAACAGUACCGAACCAAAAGCACCCCGAUUGUGAAAGCCAACAAAGCAGCACCUGAAAGCACCACACGCCGAAUCAUUAUCUACGGGGUUCAGGAUGAAAAUGGAUCCAACAUACAGAAUUUUGCCUUGGACAUCACACCACCACCCGAAGUUAUCUACAAGUCAGAACCAGGCACCAGCGAAGGCAUGAACGUGUUGGGGAUUGUAAUAUUCUCUGCUACCAUGGGAAUAAUGUUGGGGAGGAUGGGCAACAGUGGCGUUCCCUUGGUUAGCUUUUGCCAGUGCUUAAAUGAAUCUGUCAUGAAGAUAGUGGCUGUUUCCGUAUGGUAUUUUCCAUUUGGAAUAGUGUUCCUUAUUGCUGGUAAGAUCUUGGAAAUGGAUGAUCCAUCAGCCAUUGGGAAGAAGCUAGGCUUUUACGCUAUUACUGUGGUUUGUGGCCUGGUGGUACAUGGACUUUUUAUUCUGCCAAUGACAUACUUCUUCAUUACCAAGAAGAACCCCAUUGUUUUCAUCAGAGGGAUUCUUCAAGCCUUGCUUAUUGCUCUGGCCACAUCAUCCAGCUCAGCCACUCUGCCUAUAACCUUCAAGUGCUUGUUAGAGAAUAACCAUGUGGACAGGAGGAUUGCCCGAUUUGUGCUCCCAGUGGGGGCGACAAUCAAUAUGGAUGGGACCGCCCUUUAUGAAGCAGUAGCAGCUAUUUUUAUUGCUCAAGUAAACAAUUAUGAGCUGGACUUUGGACAGAUCAUCACCAUAAGUAUCACAGCAACAGCUGCCAGCAUUGGUGCAGCUGGAAUCCCACAAGCUGGCCUUGUGACUAUGGUUAUCGUUCUUACAUCAGUGGGGCUUCCUACAGAUGAUAUCACUCUAAUCAUUGCGGUCGACUGGGCCUUAGACAGAUUCCGAACAAUGAUCAACGUGCUGGGGGAUGCUCUUGCUGCUGGAAUCAUGGCUCACAUCUGCAGAAAAGAAUUCACCAAGGAUGGGUCUGAGGUGCCUUUGAUCUGUGAAACAAAACCCAUCAGUAUCCACCAGAUCAUGGCUUACCAGAGAAAUGGCUGUGUGAAGAACAUGAAUGAGCCUCAUGGACCUGUACCAUCAAAGACAUUCCAGCAUCAAAUACCUGUUCAAGUGGAGCAAGAAGAAAACCCGACAGAAACUCAUACAGAGAAAUCCAGCAGUAAGGAGCACUGCACUAUUGAAAUCAAUGAACUGGAGACAAAUGUGUAACUGUUAUUCUGGAGGUAUUUGAAACCUAAUGACUACCUCACAGCUGGAAUCGGGAGACAGCCUUUUGCCUUGAAUGGGAAAACAUGGAAUGACUGCCAUGUGCGAACUACGGCUAUGAGGCCAGCUGUGAACAUCUGUGAAGAAGAAGAAAGAAGGCUUCAACGCGUGUGGGGGUUUUUCAGUAGCUUGGUUGGUUUUGGUACAAAGGAAUUGAUCAGUGGACAACUUUGGUUUACUCUAGGCAAUCUUAUAUGACUCUGCUUAUGAUGCUCUUUAAAAGAACUCUGACUCCUUUAAAAUGAUUCAUAAGAGCUAACCGUCUCACCAUCCUCCUAAUCAUGAAGAUAACGUCAAUAUUCACAAUUCCUUUAUUUCACUGAACAGCUUCAAAAUUAACAUUAGCCUCAAACAGUAAAACUUUUGCAUUCAAUUAACAGGGCAACAAAUCAAAAAUACAUUUAUCUUAGCAAAAGACCAAAGUAAUAAUAUUUCCCAUUUGAAAUGGCUUGUCAUUAUUAUAAAUCUUACAAAAUUAAAUAUGUUUGCACAUAGCAACAUCAGCUCAUGGAGUCUUCCCUCUCCUCCAGAGAUCAUGAUCUCUGCAAGGAGACCAUAAGCAUGUGCUUUCGUUUUCGGCCAACUGCUGAUUGUCAUUAUAUGCAAUCCCCGACAAACUGUGGUUACGGUUUGCGGAAAGAACUCAGCUUUAAACCAUGGUUAUUGAUCCUGGCUUAUUUCAAUAAACGAUAGGAAUGCUAACCACAGUUCCUGGUUGGGACAUAAAAACAAACCAUGGUUAAUUUAAAAUGGAGGGGGAUGCUUCCCAUCUCCUCCUUGUAGCAUGCCACAGGAGGAAAGAGAAAACUCAUAUGACUCUUGCGUGUCAUAUGAAAAAGUGGUUCAGUGGUUCAUGUGAAUCACGCCAGUAAGUUAUUAUGUAGCUAACCACUCUGAAUUGCAAUUUAACUCCUAUCCAUUAUUCUGUUGAAAUAUUAGUCUCUCUGUACUCAGGUUGACUCACUAUUCUGUGAGAGGAAUUCAAGCACUCUAGAUUUGUGCAGUUAAAGUGGUUUAAAGGACCACUUCACAUCAAAUCCAUUUUUAAAAAAGAAUCAGACUAUUUG
Messenger RNA from Lacerta agilis (Sand lizard), 3415 nucleotides. RefSeq names its product solute carrier family 1 member 7 (gene SLC1A7). Gene Ontology annotation, molecular function: L-glutamate transmembrane transporter activity; neutral L-amino acid transmembrane transporter activity; glutamate:sodium symporter activity. Lineage: Eukaryota; Metazoa; Chordata; Lepidosauria; Squamata; Lacertidae. The record is from RefSeq and is a predicted model, not a curated record. Gene Ontology annotation, cellular component: plasma membrane. Gene Ontology annotation, biological process: L-glutamate transmembrane transport. The transcript has 11 exons. Bases 591 to 2291 code for a protein of 566 amino acids.